UGUUUCGCAACAAAUUCAGCAACAAUCAUGCGAACAAGUUGUCUGCGGGCGGACGUCGUGCGCAUAUCAAUUCAAUAAGUUGUUAACUGAGCAAAAACAAAAAAAAACAGCAACGGUUAAAAGAAAAAAAAGGAAACUUGAACAAGACUGUCACAGAAAAGUGUCUUGUCUUCCAAACAGUUAAUGACAAUACAACAACAACACACAAAACAAUAAAGAAAACAUAUACAUACAUAUAUAAAGGAGAGCUCCCCACCUUUUCCAUAAAGAUCAAAUCAGAUAUGGAUCAUCAUAAUCAUGGUGCUCCCGCAGUGGAGACGAUAGAUCAUUCCAUGCACCAUGGUCACGCUGGCAUGCAUCAUGAUCACAGUGGCCUGGGCAGUGGCACUGUAACAGAUCCCACAGUUUUGGCCAGCGAUAUUUCCGCGACGACGCCCAUGAGCAUGGGAAUGCAGCAUGGAGCAGGUCAUUAUCAUGGUGGCGGCACUGGCACUGGCAUGGAGCACAUGAUGUCAAUGGCGUUUCACUUUGGUUACAAUGAGACAAUUUUGUUUUCCUGGUGGCACAUUGAUACAGUGGCUGGUUUGAUUGGUUCCAUGAUUGCCAUUUUCCUGUUGGCAUUACUCUACGAGGGUCUCAAAUACUAUCGUGAAUAUCUGUUCUGGAAGACAUACAAUUUGCUAGAAUAUCGUCCAGUGACAGGACCUCAACGUAAUCCAGAGGCACCUCGCUUACCAUCGCCAGCGGCGGCAGCUCCUUCGCCCGUGCAAUACGUUGGCGAAGUUGUGCACAAACAACCACCUUCGAUGUUGUCGCUGAAUCAUCUAUUUCAGACGCUAUUGCACAUACUUCAAGUGACAUUAUCCUUCCUGCUUAUGCUGAUCUUUAUGACCUACAAUGUCUGGCUAUGUCUGAUGGUUGUCCUUGGAGCAGCAAUUGGCUAUUUUCUAUUCUGCUGGAAGAAAUCGGUUAUUGUCGAUGUCACCGAGCAUUGUCACUAGCAGCUACAGCAAAAUGGAGGCAGAAAUUGUGGCCAGAGGAUGGUAGCGAGUAGCAGCAGCUCCAGCCAGAGUUGUUUAACACGAACCAUUGUGGAGCAGUCGAUGGCUAUGAGUGAGGAGGAAGAGGAGGUGGUGGAACAACAUGUUCCAGAGCAGGAGCAGGAGGAGCCCAUGAUCUAAAUGGUGCUAUAUAUAUAUAUAUAUAUAUAUAACGCUGACUGCCUAAAUUUUCGAAAUAGGAAAUGAUCCCCCACAUAACAAACACACAUGCACUCAGGCACACACACACACACACACAUACAUACACACAUUUAUUCAUAAAAAAAAACGAAAUGGCUUUUACAAUCAACUAGUGUGAAUUUUCAUUACAACAAAAGCAAUAGGGUCAAAGCAAAUUGUAAAGUUUCCUCUCCUUUUUUUUUUGUUUGUUUGAGAUUAAGUAAAAAGUGCAAAAGAACAAAAAUCACACCAUAAGAGCCAUUUAUUUAUAUUUGUUUAUUAACGUUUCUUUUAGUUUUUGUAUUUUCUUGAAAAUAAAAUUUGUAAAACACACACACACACACACAUACACAGAGAGAGAGAGAGAGAGAGAGAAAGAAACAAAUUUUUAGUACUCAAAACAAAAAUUGUAGAAAUAAUGAAAAUUGUUUAUUUAUCGAAAGCUCAGCUCAAGGCACAGGAUAUUUUUUUUUUCUUUUUUGCUUUUGUUUUAUUACCCAAAACCAAGAAAAAACACGAAAAAACCAACAAUUAUUAUCAAUAUUUUAUGUCCCCUAUUAUAUUAUUUUGUUAAUAAAAUGCAAAGUUUUUUAAUAUAUAUAUAUAUACACACAAAAUAUACACAAAUAUGUAUUUAAAUUUUUUAUUAAUCAUAUUACGAAGAAGAAAAAGACAGAAAUCAAAAUUGAGUCUUGUUAAUAAUUGCUCUGUAAAAAAGAAACUGUUUGAAUUCCUUUUAAGAUACAACGCUACUAUAUAUAUAUAUAUAUAUAUACAUGCAGAACAUAUACAAUAUGUAUAUAUAUAUGUAAAUCAUUCAAAUAUGCCUAUUAUACAUACAUAGCUCAUGUAGAUAUUAAACGAUAUGAAAAAGCAAAUGCAUACAGUAAAUGGUAAAUACAAAUUUAUUUGUAAACUUUAAUAAAUAUAUAUAAUAUAUAAUAUGGAAAACCAAAAA
This is a messenger RNA of Drosophila willistoni, 2178 nucleotides long. It is a transcript of the gene Ctr1A, whose product is annotated as high affinity copper uptake protein 1. The record is from RefSeq and is a predicted model, not a curated record. The transcript is spliced from 7 exons. Gene Ontology annotation, molecular function: copper ion transmembrane transporter activity. Gene Ontology annotation, cellular component: membrane. The coding region runs from base 282 to 1001 and encodes 239 amino acids. Lineage: Eukaryota; Metazoa; Arthropoda; Insecta; Diptera; Drosophilidae. Gene Ontology annotation, biological process: copper ion transmembrane transport.